This is a messenger RNA of Scleropages formosus (Asian bonytongue), 4315 nucleotides long. RefSeq names its product bloodthirsty-related gene family, member 1 (gene btr01). Gene Ontology annotation, biological process: protein ubiquitination. Lineage: Eukaryota; Metazoa; Chordata; Actinopteri; Osteoglossiformes; Osteoglossidae. The record is from RefSeq and is a predicted model, not a curated record. The coding region runs from base 1651 to 3534 and encodes 627 amino acids. The transcript is spliced from 7 exons. Gene Ontology annotation, molecular function: ubiquitin-protein transferase activity; protein binding; zinc ion binding.
CCUGUCCGACAGGUCCGUAGAGGCAAAGGAGGAGCUGUGCUGCGGUGAAAAGGUGAGCCAAGUGGGUCCUGUGUCACACAGCAUCGUGGCGACUGCUGACAGCCGGUGACAACGGACCCGUUCUCAAGACCUCGGAGCAGAAGACGCUGCGGUAGGACAGGACCCUUUUUACUGUUGCGGUUAAAAAAACGCAUCUUCCGUCCCGGGUGGUCGGGUGUGUAAACUGAGGCUUCUGGAGGUCCUGUGGACACCUGUCUUUGAGUGGCAGCUGGACGCUGUGGCUGACAUUUGACCUCGGGCGUUGAGUGUGAGACGUGCGUGAGCUUCCCGUGAGCUUGCUGAAGUAGGUCAUUACAGUGGAUGCACAUUUGCGUUGAAAACUUACCGCGGUGAACAAUGCAGCAAUGGGUGUCUUGCGAACGAAGCCACUAAGUAAGGUCACAGAGAAGCUCGUCUCCCUCCACUUACAUGUGCAUUUAUUCAUUUAUUGGACGCUCUUCUCCAAACCACGGCGCGUCCGCCACCGAUGCAGAGUUACGCAUAGAGACACGCAGCCGUCAGGGUGCGGCCAGCGAGUCCGAGAGCGCGCGCAUCGGGGGUAGCUGCUUAUAGAACCGAUAGGGAGCACAUUUAUCAAAGUGAGUUACAUGGAUUAUGUAAUGGAGUGAAGUUUCCGGAACUGUCAGGGCAUCAGGGGACAAGUGGCUCUGAAAGAGAUGGGUUUGAGACCCCUCUUGAAAAAGGGUCAAAAGGGAUUCAGCAGCUCUGAGGGACAAGGGGGCUCAUUCCGCCACACCGGGGGCAAAACUGAGAAGGCUCAGUCGCUGUGUAGACUCUCGGACAGAUGUGUUCGGUGUUUCCUGCGCUUCGGCAGCUGUGACACACACCCCUCUGUGGGGAAUGCGGUGUCUCCGCAUUCCUGUACCUCGGUGUACGACAAGAGCGACAGUGACACGUGCCAAAAGUGGGACGCUGUAGUGUGAGACACAGGAGGUGCUUGGUCUGAGUGUGAUCCUGUGGCCUCACGGGGACCCUGUCCUGCGUAGGUGGUGGGGACAGUGGGGAGGGUGAGGACGUCCCUCAGCGAGGUGGAGACCCCCCCCAGCUCCGCACCACGUUCGUUUGGUUUCGACCUCGAUGCCUUCAGGCCUAAGCGAACGCACUCUUUGUUGUCCAUGGCUGUAACUCGUCCUUCUCUGGAUCGUCCCCGCUGGUGGUCCUCGGAGCAGCUCUGCCCGCUGGUCACUCUGUUUACACGAGUGGACAGAUGUGAGACUUUGUCCAAACUCAUGCAGCAGCGCGGUGACGCAGGUGACACUUGUUCCCUUGCGCUGUGCUCUCGAGCGGGUGCUCACCUCCAGCUGCUCUGGGGAAUUCCUCCUGGUGUCCUCGUGGUCUGCGUGACGCUCUAACGGUGCGGUGAGCUGGUCCCAGCUCAAGGUCCGAGCUCAAGGGCCCCAGCUACCUUCGGUAGAGCUGAGCUCCACUGGCGGCUCUGCGGCUAAAUCCACUCAGAAACGCACGGUUUCGCCCUCACGUCCGCCACGUCCGCCACGUCCGCCUCUCCACGGUGCGGUGCCCCCCUCUGCUGGCGCGACCGCGUGUCCCUCGGCUUCCACCCUGCUCCCUCUCUCCACUCUGCCAGGCACGAUGGAUCUCAGCUGUCUGUCCGAGGAGCAGUUCCUGUGCUCCAUCUGCCUGGACGUGUUCACGAACCCCGUGUCGACGCCGUGUGGACACACCUUCUGCAUGGAGUGCAUCGGGGAAUACUGGGACGACAGCAAGCACUGGCAGUGCCCGCUGUGCAAGGAGACCUUCGGCACCCGGCCGGACCUGCACAUCAACCGCACCCUCCGCGAGAUCACCGAGCAGUUCAAACACACGCUGAGGGCCAACGAGGGCAGCGUCGCGGUCGCCGGCCCCGGGGCCGGCGAGAGCGUGGCUGCGGCGGUGCCAGGCGUGGCCCAAGAGGGCGGAGUCAGCAAAAAGAGGCCCUCGAGGCCGGGAGAGCUGCCCUGCGACCUCUUCGCCGAAAUGAAGGCGCGGUUCCCGAAGGUUCUGGCUGAAGACGUCCGGCCGCGCUCCUCAUCCUCGCCCGUUGCCGCUCUCAAUGCCCCUGCCCCUGCCCCUGCCCUUGCCCCUGUCCCUGCCCCUGUCCCUGCCCCUGUCCCUGCCCCUGCCCCUGUCCCUGCCCCUGUCCCUCUUGCUCCCACCGCCGGUCCCGCUCACAUCGCCCCACCCCCUCCCGUGCCCCGGCGGGCCUCUGCGAGCGCGUCGCCGGUGACCGUGGAAGCCUCGCUAUGCGCUCAGCACCACCAGCCCCUGGAGCUGUUCUGCCGCACGGACCACACGUGCGUCUGCGCGCUCUGCAUGGAGACGGAGCACCGCGCUCACAUCGCCAUUCCAGCCAAGAGGGAGUGGCUCAUCAAGAAGUCUCAGCUCGGGAUCACAGAGGUGGAGAUACGGGACACGGUCCAGACCAGGCUGAAGAAGGUGGAGGAGAUCAGGGCCUCGCUGGCCAACUUCCAGGCGUCGGCCGAGCGAGAGACGGCCACCAGCGUGCGGCUCUUCACUGCGCUCAUGAGCUCCGUGGAGAGGACGCAGGCCGAGCUGCUGGAGAGCAUCCAGGUGGACCAGCUGGCGGCGGAGCGAUGCGCACAAACCCUGAUCCGCGAGCUGGAGCUGGAGAUCGGCGAACUGCACAAGAGGAUGGCCGCCAUCAGCCAGCUCUCGCAGUCGGAGGACCACGUGCUCUGCCUCAAGAGCUUCCCGGCCCUGUGCGCCCCGGUGCCCACCAAGGACUGGAGCGCCGUCGCCGUGAGCUCCAGCUUGUGCUCCGUGGCCGUCCUGCGGAGGGUCUCCUUGCUGGUGGAGCGCUUCCAGGAGGAGCUCAGGAAGAUCCUGGACACAAGUUCCGGCUCCUUCCUCCAGGCGGAUCGGUCCCUCGUGAGGCAUCAGCAGAAGCUGAAGAAGGUGCAGGAGUGUGCAGUUCACGUGACCCUUGACCCCAGCACCGCCCACCCGCGGCUCGUCCUGUCAGAGGACAGGAAGCAGGCGAGGUGCGGCGAGCGGCACCAGGCGGUCGCCGACAACCCCGGGAGGUUCGACCGCGUGGUCUGCGUGCUGGGUCAACAGGCCUUGUCAUCGGGGCGCCACUACUGGGAGGUGGAGGUGGGCAACAAGACGGACUGGGACCUGGGCGUGGCCGGCCGCUCCAGCAACCGCAAGGGCAAAAUCGUGGUGAGCCCGAGCCGCGGGUACUGGUUCCUGAGCCUGCGGGACAAACACGAGUACGCCUUCCGGACGGAGCCCCCCACGAGCGUGGGCCUCGCCGUCAAGCCGCACAAGGUGGGCGUGUUUGUGGACUUGGAGAAGGGCCAGAUCUCCUUCUACAACGUGGACGCUAAGGCACACAUCUACACCUUCACGGACACCUUCUCCGACACCGUCUUCCCCUUCUUCAGUCCCUGCACCAACAAGUCGGGCAAAAACGACGCCCCUCUCAUCAUCACGCCCGUGAAGCUGCCGGGAUGAGCGAUUCCCGCUUCUCGAAGUGACCGUAAUGGACCGGAGGCAGGUCGAGCACCACCAACCGCAAAAGAAUCGCAAGCAGCGGCGUUUACAUGUGAGCCACAGUAAAACCAGCGUGAAACCAGUGUAAACAGGAGAAACACGUCAGUAGUUCACGUUUGACUUAUUCAUACUUGAAUAGCAGAGCGCUGAACAUUUAGACGAAAAGGACUGACAGGCAGUGUCUUGUGUUUCUUCCUUAUAUUCAUUUCUCAGUGAAGAGUUUAUACCUUGUUCUCCUCGAAGGUCCAAACCAUGGAAAGUGACUCGGUGUGUCUCACAGCUCGGUUCUCUUGAACAACUUCACCAUCUCCAGUGACAUUCAAGCAUCACUUGCCCUUUGCACCUCCAUUUCUCACUGAAUAGUUACUCAGGCACGCCGAUACAGACACGCUGACAUUUAGUCCCACAGGCAGCUGAACCUGCUUGUCUCUCUCACUCAGUCCCUAAAUCAAAAUCCCAGAGUUUCUUGGUUCUAGCUCCAUGUGGUGCAUUGAACUCCGUGUCCCUCAGAGCUGCUGAAUCCCUCCCACACUAAAGAAGGGUCGAGAGCCACUUUGAGAUUGACCAGUUUCAAACUAUGUUUCCGUGUAUGUCCGGAUUCAUUAUUUGUUUCCGUAUUCAGUGUUUCACAUUGUUCUCAGCCUGCUUAUAUUUUAUCUAUUUUUUAUAUAUCUUAUAUCUGUUUUUGGUUACAUGUAGUGUAUUAAGUACAUGUGCUUUUCAGUGUAAAAUAAGAAAGCAG